AUGAGCACUUCGAUCAUCAACGUCCAACGCGACAUCAUCCUUAAUACCAUCCGCAAUGCCGGUGGCCACGAAUGGAAAGUUUUGGUGGUGGACGAGAACAGCAGGAAAUUGAUCAAUGCUGCUGUGAAAGAGGAAGAUAUUCUGAACCUCAAUGUAUCCAACAUCGAGCAGAUCGACCACCGGCGGAUGGCCAACCCGGACAUGGACGCCUUAUAUAUACUAUCACCGGAGUCUUGGAUCGUGGACUGUCUCAUGGCCGACUUCGAAGUGAAGAGAUAUCGCAGAGCGUUUUUGGUGUGGACUUCAUUUCUUGAUCCCAAGCUGCGCGCUCGAAUUGACCGGUCACAAAUGGCGCGUGAUGCCAUUGCUGAUUACCGCAUAAUGAACAUCGACUUCUACCCCCGGGAGUCACAUCUGGUCACAUUCCGCGAUCCGUGGAGCUUCCCUGUCCUGUUCCACCCGGGCUGCAACCAUUUAAUUCGUCGCCACCUUCAAGAUCUCGCCCAGAAGGUCGUCUCUCUCUGUGCCUCCCUGGGCGAAUACCCGGUUAUCCGCUAUUACCGACCCCGAUCCCCCACUCACGAGGCUGGUGUCUUAUGUUCCCACUUGGCGCGCUUUAUCCAAGAGGAACUAGAUCAAUUUGCUCAGUUCCAGCGUGACUUCCCUCCCCCAUCAAACCGUCCACGAGGAGUUUUGUUUAUUGUCGACCGCUCAAUGGAUGUCUACGCUCCUCUUCUCCACGAAUUCACAUACCAAGCAAUGGUGCAUGACCUUCUGCCGAUCAAAGAUGGCGACAAGGUCACUUACAAGACAUUGCUCAACGAGGGUAAAGACAACGAAGAGGAAAAGGAGAUGGAGCUUGGGGAGCAUGAUAAAGUUUGGGUGGAGUACCGACACAUGCACAUGAAAGACGUGCUCCAGAAGCUCGGCGAGGAUUUUGCUAAAUUCAGAGCAGCCAACCCACAGUUCGCCGAGGACAACGACAAACAAAACGUCAACACUAUCAAAGACAUGUUGGCUGGACUGACAGAGUUCACGGAAGGAAAAGAUGCCUACACUCUGCAUUUGAAUAUGGCAGGGGAAUGCAUGAAGUACUUUGGAGCCCGAAAGCUUAUUGAGGUCAGCUCCAUGGAGCAAUCCUUUGCCACGGGUCUCGACGAAAAUUACAAGAAAGCUAAAAACUUGGCGGCACAACUUGUACAGCUGCUCGAUGACGAUGCAGUAAUUACACCGGAUCGACUCCGACUGCUCCUACUGUACAUCAUCUAUCGAGGCGGUCUGCUUGGUGGCGACAUUCGGAAGCUCAUGGCACACGCACAACUUCCCGGCCAAGACGGAAACGUUAUUUCCAAUCUUGAACUCCUUGGAGUUCGUGUGGAGAAGCCUCUCAAGGAUGAAAAGCCACCAGUGCAACCGCUGUUCCAGCGGCGAACCCCUGUACCGGAAUCGGAAGAGUUGAGCUUGACACGGUACGAGCUUGGGGUCAAACAAAUGCUAGAGGAGCAAAUUCGUGGCACAUUGGACUCGACAUUAUUCCCCUACACCAGGCCUCACACUGACACCGAUGGUGGAAUGGCCGCACAGGAGAUGCUCUCUCAGCAAGCCUCCCUGCGCAGUGCGAAGCCUACAUGGGCACGCACCCGAUCCGUCGACCAACCUCGCCAGCGUAUGAUUGUCUUCAUGGCCGGCGGUGCGACUUAUGGCGAAUCGCGUAGCUGCUAUGAAAUCUCGCAGACCUACGGCCGUGAUGUAUUCCUGGCCACCACUCAUAUGCUGACACCAGGGCUCUUCAUGCGCCAGGUCGGCGAUCUGGGCAUGGACAAGCGCCGCCUCGAUAUUCCUGCCGAGCGGCCUAAGCCCACGGCCCCUGCUCAUCUCUUUGAGCGAGAGGCGCCCCCGGCACCCACACCUCCGCCGCAGAAAAAGGCCAUCCCGACGUCGCAUCUGAAUCCACCCGCGCCCCCCGAGGCACUCAUGUCCAACAUGUCUCUGGGGUCGAACGGGACAGCCGGGGCUCCUCCGCCCGGUGGAAAGCUCCAUAAGAAGGACAAGGAGAAGAAGGAUAAGAAGGAUGAUAAGGAGAAGAAGAAGUACCGCUUCUUCAAGUGA
This is a messenger RNA of Penicillium waksmanii, 2109 nucleotides long. RefSeq names its product Sec1 family protein. Bases 1 to 2109 code for a protein of 702 amino acids. Gene Ontology annotation, biological process: intracellular protein transport; vesicle-mediated transport. Gene Ontology annotation, molecular function: syntaxin binding. Gene Ontology annotation, cellular component: plasma membrane; secretory granule. Lineage: Eukaryota; Fungi; Ascomycota; Eurotiomycetes; Eurotiales; Aspergillaceae. The record is from RefSeq and is a predicted model, not a curated record. The transcript is spliced from 7 exons.